This is a messenger RNA of Endocarpon pusillum Z07020, 1272 nucleotides long. RefSeq lists its product as uncharacterized. The record is from RefSeq and is a predicted model, not a curated record. The transcript has 2 exons. Bases 1 to 1272 code for a protein of 423 amino acids. NCBI's taxonomy places the organism in Eukaryota, Fungi, Ascomycota, Eurotiomycetes, Verrucariales, Verrucariaceae.
AUGGCAUCUACCGAGGGUCCCACAAGGGCGCAUGAUAGACAUGGACGUCGAAGACCCUUCUCAAACUGGAUGAAACGUCUGGCGAAUCUCAAAAACUCAAAUCCCGACGCUGCCUCGCAAGAUUUCUCUGCGAAACGAUCGAAUCUUUACAUGAGCUCGAAAAGCAAGAAAGGCAACGCUGUGAAAAAUAAUCCAUACGCAUUGUGCAGUCGACCUGUGCCGUCCGGAGACGGCCGCCUCUCUUUUUCGACACCUCUAUCAUUGUCAGAAUCCCGCCUCAGCUCCCAUGGACGCAGUGCAGAAUCAGUCCAUGCCUCUCACGACGAACAGAACUCGUCUAGACCGAAUGCGAUAUCAAGACCUACUACCCUUUCGACCACUGGAGAGACCGCCAUAAGCGAUGCCGCGGCAUCAAAAACAGGCACUAGUGCCACAGCAGCCAGGACUGAUGGAGGCGGUAAUAGCACUUUCUCAUCCCCAGCUCCAUCUGUUCGCUCCAUGACGACAACACUUACUACACUUCAAUCUGUGGCAGUGCCUGGCCAGGGAAACACAAUCCCCGCCCAAAAUGGCAGUCAUACCACAACAUUCAACUCUACAAAUGCUUCGUCCCACUUUUCUCAUCAAUUCCCUUCGACCUCUCCUCCAGCAACGGCUGUGCCAGGCCACCUGGCUCCUCAUACCCACCCUACAACGUACACAUCGGCUACUGCAAAUAACAUGUUGACAGACGAUGCCUCCAUUCUCACAUUGGCAUCAUCCUCGAAGCGCCGUCGACGAAACUCUGCGGACACCAAUGCCUCUAUGCGAGCGCUUGCUCCAGCUUCAAUGUUUGGAGGUAGCCGUGAAAGUCUUCCGUUGAGCGUGCUGAGUGGCAUUGCCGAUCCUUCCGCUCAAUCAGUCACCAAUGCUCCAGGGACACUACCCCGGCCGAGCAUUGGCGGCAUCGCAAGCGCUGAACGGGCUAGUCUCUACUCCUCUUCCGGUAUAGCGCCUGCACUCACGAGCGACCGGAAUAGCUACUUGGCUGGGAAGCAAGCCGCGGGUGACGGUGCGAGCGUCCGUAGCGGACUUCUUGCUCACGGGAGAAAUGACAGCAUGACAAAUAGUAUCGGUGGUGGACCGACCAGCCCUCUUGCCAGCGCUCCACCGGUGGCACCGACCGGUAAGAUCAGCAGGAGAAGCUCUGGCUGGGUCGAGGUGCCAGGUGAUGAGAUAGAGGUCGACAAGACUGAGGAGACCAAAAGCGAGGAAGGCAUACGCCCGCGGUGA